CUCAAUUCACGAAUCCAUAUCACGGCACUUUAGAGCCUGACCAGCGUUUCUCAUUCACUUCUUAUCCAACUUUUGACAAUUAUUUUUGGAUUUGUCAGCAAAGAUGGACAAUUAUUUUGCAUUUUUAGUGCAUAAUACUGUCUGAUCAUAAGAUUUAUUUUAACCAAGAAGGUUUAAGGACUAUACUGGACAAAAUCCCACGUUAGAUUAGAUUAGAUUGAGAGUUAUCUGAUCCACAGCCGGAUCUCUGGGCUGUGUGUCUCUCAUGCUUGUGAGCAUACAUGGCUCAGCUCCAGGUCACAGGUGCGAGGUUUAGCUGGACCACUCUGCUGGCCCUGUCUCAAUUUACCUACCUGCUGUUGGGGGCCACCGUUUUCCAGUUGCUUGAGAAAGAGGCUGAGAGCAAAAAUCGCCUCCAAUUUCAAAUGGAGAAACUCUACUUUCUGGCUAAUUACACCUGCCUGGAUGGACCAGCCUUGGAGAAGUUUGUACAGGUGAUUUUAGAUGCAAGGGAAAGUGGUGUGAACCCUUCAGGAAACUCCACUAACCCGAGUAACUGGGAUUUUGGCAGUUCUUUCUUCUUUGCAGGGACAGUUGUCACCACUAUAGGCUAUGGAAAUCUCUCACCCACCACAUACCCAGGGCAGGUUUUCUGUGUGUUUUACGCCCUGUGUGGGAUCCCCCUUAACCUGGCCUUCCUCAACCAGCUUAGCAAGUGUCUCAGCGUUCAUCUGGGACGCCUGGAGAACAGGAUGAUGUCAAUGCAGUGUGUGGAGGUGCUGGCCGUGGCUUUAUUCCUACUCAUGGGCAGUCUGCUCUUCCUGAUCUUCCCACCGGUGAUCUUCAGCUACGUGGAGGGCUGGUCAUAUGGAGAGGGCUUCUACUAUGCCUUCAUAACACUCAGCACCAUUGGCUUUGGAGACUAUGUGGUCGGAAAUGGCCAGGACAAGCAAAACGUCUCUGUGUACCGCUGCCUAGCAGCAGUGUGGAUCAUCUUUGCACUGGCAUGGCUCGCCCUUCUUCUCAACAUCGGCGCCAGGAUCAUGGAGCAUUUUCUCGGCCUCAAACAGCCCCCCAUCACCUCAAGAGACGAGCGAAGGUCUUCAGUAAGGAAGCAGGAUGAGGGGCGGAGUACACCAGAGAACCAACCCCAAGAGACGGAGAAGGAAAAAGGCUUCUUUAAAAUCAGAAUGGUUUAAGCCUUGUGGUUUAAGACUCUCAAGAAAUGAGCUGUUAUUGGCUGUAAAGUGUACAUUUCAACCACUUUUUUUCAAUAUUUUCGUACAUACAAUGUGUACAUUACUGUAUCGUCUAGAUGUCAUACAUCACCUGUUGAUAAUUGUGCCAUGUUAAGGACUUGUAACAACAACUAUUAAUCUCUAUUCAUUUCAGGCCAUGC
Molecule: messenger RNA, 1399 nt
Organism: Ictalurus furcatus (blue catfish)
Lineage: Eukaryota; Metazoa; Chordata; Actinopteri; Siluriformes; Ictaluridae
Product: potassium channel subfamily K member 16-like
Exons: 5
Coding region: 282-1199 (305 amino acids)
Biological process (GO): potassium ion transmembrane transport; stabilization of membrane potential
Cellular component (GO): membrane
Molecular function (GO): potassium ion leak channel activity
Source: RefSeq, a predicted model, not a curated record